This is a messenger RNA of Ectocarpus sp. CCAP 1310/34, 1499 nucleotides long. The record is from the annotation of a GenBank genome assembly. Lineage: Eukaryota; Phaeophyceae; Ectocarpales; Ectocarpaceae.
AUGCGAGAAGAGUUCAGCACUCUCUUCCCUCUGUGUACACACGAACUAGCGCUAUCCACUUGGCCAGGAGCGGAAGCGAGACAAAAACUCACUUUGCAAGAAAAGCUCGCUUACGCCGGGAUUCAUACCCCUGACCUGACCUCCAGAAGGUGUCGAAGAUACCAAGUAGACCACCGGGGCGACCGGAUUCUGUUCGAGUCCCGGCAGAGUUGUCUCCUUCUUCGAAUGUCACCUUCACCAACACUGAGGACCGUGGAAGCAAUCGAACACAUAACACCACUGGUUGGAAUCGUCCACGUGGGGGAUAGGUCCUCCGACGACUUCGCUGCUGAACACGGCGUACGGAUGAUUUGCGAUGAGGUGGUUGCUGUGGAUCAUGUUCGAAGUCAGGCACAACUGGCCAGCGGGGGGAUCCUGCCUUUUUCCAGCCCUCUCCCACCACUAUCACGCGCUGUUGCGGAAUACCCCAGAUGUUGUGUUGCGACGGGAGCAUCGCCUGCUCUUGUAGCACAAGCAACGCCUCGGUACUUUGGGAUUCGGGACACGGAGGUUGUGUGGGCGGUGCGCAACUCCUACAUUGGCAAUACCUUCUUCGACGCAAGCGCUUCGGCGUUCUUCCUCCGGCACAUUUCAACAGAAACAACAUGUUCUAGAUCCGAGCCGUCAGCCAAGACAGGUAUACCCACCGGGGUCUCCGACGAAAAAUCCACCCCGAAAGCCAGCGUUGGGCCCGAUUGGUUGAAGACAUUGGCUACCCAAGAAGGUACAUCUGAAGAGGACCGGAACACGACUUCCCAAAAUCCGCUGCUUGACAUACAGUUUGAGUGCGAGCUUGGUGGAAUUUGCGAGCGUGGAGAAGACAGCAGCGAUCCUUACCCAGUUUCAGCAACGCUAACCAACGGGAGGCGUGUUGAAUGUGACUUUGUUGUCUCAGCUACUGGUGUGCGGCCCAACACUGGCAUAAUCUCGUCUGACUUCAAGGCAAGUGAGGCCAACACUCGUAAGGGGUUCGGGUGGACUUUGGGCGUGCGUGUUCGUCUCGUCUUCGUGUGUCAUGGCGGUUUGUGCGUGGACGAGAUGAUGAGAGUGAUCCGACUUUGGCGGCAAGCGAGAGAUAUGGGAUUGUACGCCGCCAAGUGCAUCACUGGCUCCGUGGAUGAACUGAGCCGUGGGGCCGUUUUCGAGCUCUUCGUACAUGCCACACGUUUUUUUGGCUUCAAGGUGGCUCUUUUGGGGCGAUUCAAUGGUCAAGGCCUAGGCCCCUCCGUCGAAGACCUCAUCAGCAACCACAAGUUACAAGAGGAACCCAGCGGCAUCGAUGUCAAGCAUGUCGUCACCAGCACUCCAGAAUGCCGUCACGAGUCAAUCCACAUCAAACGGGCAACCUCGGAGUCGAUUCAAGUUUUGAUCCGUACCACGCCGGGGGUUGAGUAUGUCAAGGUGGUAUUGGUGGGCGGGCGUAGACUUUCGAGAACUUAAUUCGCAGUGAGACCGACGUU